AUGAUUAUAGGUGGUCGGUUUCUCUCUCAAACAGAAUCCACUGAAUUAACCCAUGGUCCAGAGGAUAGCUUUUCGGCAUCAACACCCGGUGAUAUUUUUCGCAGUUUCUCCAACCCGUCCCAAAGCAAUACUGAGGAAGUGCCCUGUCGAUCUUUCGUACCACCCGUUGAAGACAGUUCCUCCAAUCAUCCAGAUCCAAUUUGGAUUGGUUUAAACAACAACACUUCAAACCCCAACGAUUCCUCAAGCGCACUUGUUCGAGCCUGUUUUACUAGUCUUGCCUUGCUUCACUUCGCCGUCGCCUUCUGGACUCGAACCUGGGUCUUUCGAUUUGUUCUACUGGCUCUCCUAAUUGGAUCACUUGCAUUCAUAGUUUCCUAUAUGCAACUCAUUCCGAUGGUACUAUGGAUCCUUAAAAUGGGUCUGGAUUAUAUCAAGAAUGCUAUCCGUUCAUCCCCUACUGUACCUGCUCCUGAACAAACUGAUGCUGUUAAUGGUAGCAGUGAUGUUCUCUCUUAUGAAAGGAGUGAGAAAAGUACGACUGAUAGGGAUAUGCCUGAAGGUUAUUACAAUCCUUCGCUCUACGACUUCGUGGAUGAAUACUUGGACUAUUUGAUCAGUCUGGUGAUAAUCCUUAUGAUGGUUCUCAUCACUCUUCUCUUCACCGUCUUUCUCAUUGUCCAAAUUUACGACGAAACUCUUAACUUGAUAUCCCUCAGCUCAAGUGUACUCAACUCUACUAUUCAAAGUGGCGCUUUCAGUUGGCUACCCGACCAAGAUCAACUGGGCUCCACUGCUCGUUCCGCCAUCAGCAAUGUUCACCAGUUCGGCAGAACAUUCAUUAAGUCCAAGGUUGAUGAGCUAUUUCAUGGAAACUUGUCAAAUAAAAGCGACAUCGAAGAGCGCUUGCUAGUUCUCUGGGAGCGAGUGUGCAUGCAGUUCUUCCAUGAGUCAAAUAGUACUGAAGCUAUUGAGCCCCAACAGGUGAUCAAAUCGAACUUUGUGUUGACAGAAGAACUUGCGAGUGGACUUAACAACGCUACACAAGGCAUAUCAUUGGGGGUUUUGAAAGAGCGUAUUCGCAAUUUGCUCUUUUCCUUUGGCGGCUUCGACUAUCGUGAUUUGGUUGCCUAUUUCCACGAAAAUGUCGGUGAGAUAAUGAACGUGGUAAAUCCACUUUGGCAACUUGUUAGUUCCCAUGCCAGCUUCAUUUCCUCGCUGUUCACGGGCACUGCUUCUCUCUUGCUCACCGGUGGUUCGGUUGUUCUCAACUCCUCUUUCUCACUUCUCAUCUUCCUCUCUACUCUCUUCUACCUCCUAGCUGCGAGUGAACAGACAUAUUUGCCAGUCGACUUUAUUGUUUCUCUAACCCCACAACGAGGUGAGGCUUCACCCGUGGUGCUCUUCUUUUACGCCUCAGUGGAAGCUGCUGUAGCCAGCGUUGUGGUAACAACUCUCAAGAGGACUAUCUUCUAUGGAAUGUACACCGUUCUCACUCAUACUCUCUUCAGUCUGGAUAUCGUUGUUCUCCCUUCAAUAAUUGCUACAAUCCUAGGAGCAAUACCACUGAUGGGCACAUAUUGGGCUGUACUUCCGGGCGUCGUGGAGCUGUGGUGUCUUCGUGGUUCCUAUUGGCAGGCUUUAUUGCUUCUUCUCCUUCAUCUCCUUCCCUGGUACUUCCUUGAUGCGGAGCUCUACACGGAAAUCAAAGGGUGA
Molecule: messenger RNA, 1716 nt
Organism: Rodentolepis nana
Lineage: Eukaryota; Metazoa; Platyhelminthes; Cestoda; Cyclophyllidea; Hymenolepididae
Source: the annotation of a GenBank genome assembly